Molecule: messenger RNA, 5800 nt
Organism: Spirodela intermedia
Lineage: Eukaryota; Viridiplantae; Streptophyta; Magnoliopsida; Alismatales; Araceae
Source: the annotation of a GenBank genome assembly
AUGAAAUGCUUUGUUGAAAGCGCAGGAUCUUCGAAUCGUCAUCAUGUGUUGUCUGCUGCGUUAAGAACUAGAGGAGAGAAUGUUCUGCUUGGGAAGCGCCGAAUGCUUGGGUACAGAUCAGAAAAAUACCAGUAGUUUCCGGGUUUUUUUCACCAGAGGGUAGAUUCCAUUUAGAGAUUUAUGUCAAAAAUGUGACUAAUAAAUGAAAUAGAUCAGCUGUGAAUUAUAGUGUAGUUAUUAACAGCUCUGUAGGUGGGGAGUGUUAGUUUGGGCAGUAGCCUUCUAGGACUACUCGGAAACAAAGGGAUUUUUUGUUUUUAGUGGAAGUUCAUUCAGGUGAGACGAGGAGCUCGAGUUUUUACCCAGACUAGAAGACUAGAAAUGUGCACAUCUAAUACAGGGCAUGUAAAUUAAACUUAAUAAUGCAAAUAAGUGAGGGGAAGGGCUGCCACAUGACACCCUGCUCAUGUGUCAGCCCAUUGUUCGUGUGACCUAAACCCACUGUAUUACCUAGAAAGCCUGAUUUGAAAGCUAUGUGACGUUGGAUUGAUAUUGUCAUCAACAUCCGCUUUGAAUAUGUUCUGUAAUUUUUUAUAUGUUAACUUAGCCCAGUAAAAUAAUUUUGUUGUCCAAAUUAUUUGCUGUUAAUUUUUCAACUUGACUUUCAUAAUUAACUGAUUUUCAAUCUAGACUUCCAGGUUUUAUUUGAUCUUUCGAACUUCAUUUUUUGUCAUUUUUCCAUCGACAUUGGUUGUUCAAGUAUGAUAUAAUGUUUUUUUCUCUAUUAGUGCACUUAAAACUAUUUUCAGUUCUCUUCAAUCCACCAAUUUUCUCAUGUCAACAAUGUUUUCUUUUGUACUAGUAAACAUUGGCCAUGGAGUGCUCAGGAAUUACAGGGGCUGUGAGGUAAAUUUAUUGGCAUUUAUAUGAUGCACAGUUUUUCUUUGCCGAUCACCUUAAUUGAACUAUGAUGAUCUAAAUUAUGUAGUUGUAUUGAUCCUGAAAUAAUUUUUUAUGGCAAAUAUAUUCGCAUAGGAAUACAUUCACAUCUCCACGUUGAAUUUUUUAGAAAAAUACCCAUAUUUUGGUCAUAUUUCAAUUGAGAUUCUUAAUUCUUUGUUCAAUUCCAAUCUCCGAUUUUUAUUUUUUUUCUAAUUCAUCGAAUUGUUUCAAGGUGUUGUGCAUGUGAUGCCCUUUAUUUUCCUCUUACUCUUUGACCAUCCUAAUUUUACCUUUAUUUUAAAUUUGUUUUAUAGAUGUUGCUCUGAAAAGGCAUGGUCUCAUGGCGACACUCAUUCUAUGCCAUUCGGCAACCUGUCUAUGGCAUCCACAAGCUCAGCUUUCCUGCAAUUUUCUCCUCUGACUGUCUCGAGAAGCAGUAAAAUCCCCAGGGUGAAAUGCCCCUCUCUCAAAUUCUACUGGGGACAACCCUCUUCGAGAUCUCUCUCCGUACAUGUCAGUUUAGAUGAGGAGGCUCCUCUGUCUGCUCCAGAAGAGUCACCGGAAGAGUUGCUCCCAGACAGCACGCAGGUCAAACAUUGUCGACUAUCUUCAGUUUUACUUGCCCUGUUAUUUUUUGAAUUUUAUGGUAGCAAGAACGGUCUUAACUGCACCCAUGUGUGAAUGAUUGAGUUAAUCUCUUAAAUUUAAUUUUUUUUGGGGGGAUUUAAUUAUCUCCAUCAGUCAUAUCUUAGACAUACAGGAGUAUUUAUUAAAUUAUUCAUGCGUUUCCUAUUUCCAGGGAAAUGGGAUAUCAAUCACAUAGUCAUGCUUAUAGUCAUUGUGAUGCUUAUCGUACACACCUGUGGACCUCUGUCUAACAUUCUAUGAUUACUGGAUUUCAUAUAUCAGCUCAAGGAAUUGUUCCUCGACUCUGAGAGAAGGCGGCUCAUCACGAAACUUUCUGAAGCUAAUCAGCACAACAGAUAUCUUAAAAGACAGGUUUCAUCAUUACGUUCUUCCUUAUUUUUCUAUGCCUCAAAGGUCUAAUUUUCGAAAAGAAAACAUCAGAAUAUAGACUGUGAGCAUUUUAUGCUGUAGAGUGGCGUGGUUGGUGAGAAUCCUCAAGAUGUUAGUGGCAUGGUUGAUGUGUAUCCUCAAGAUGUUAUCUCACAGAGAUCUUCUCUCUUUUUAUUAGCUUCUCCAUUACGUUUUUCAUGUCAAGGUCAGGGAAACAUGCGAAAUUCUUUCAUGUAGUGGUUUCCUAUCAGACUUUUAGUAUUUUUCUUUUUUCUCAUAUUUUCUCAUCAUAAUACAAAUAAUAUAAUCUACCAUGUGCUAGCCAUUUAUCAGGUAACAUUAUCUGGAGGCUACUGUCAAUGAUUUUUUUUGUGGAAUAAUGGAUCAUCUUCUACUUUCUGUCCUUUAUUUGCAGUUGAUAGCAAGGGAUGACGAUCUGGUCAACAUCAGAAGUGAACUUGCUUUUCUGGAAUUGGAGAUUCAGGUAUGCCUUAGAGAUGCCCUUCUCAUGAUUUUGCCCCACAAUUUACUCAUAGUUUAUUCCAUAUGAAUUAUUUAGGGAUAGUUUUGACAGCUUCUCUGAUGCGUGCCAUUCAGCUAAUUGUAUGGUACUUGGAAGAUGGCAGAUGGCAGAUGGCAGGCAUGAUGGUACACAGUCACUAUGUCUCACAAGCAUGCCCAGCUUUUACCCCUUGGAAACCCAAUGGAUGAUUAGGUUUUCUUGUAGAGCCGGUCUCAUAUCAGUCAAAUGGAUUAAGAUUCAUGAUUGUCUUUUCUGGUUGUUUAAAUCCGUAAAAUAUCUUUAUCAUCAGUUUUUACUUCAUAUCAACCUGUUACAAAGAAAAAAAGCCUGUAAAUUUUUCUGAUACUUGAAAAUAGUAUAGUUCAUGUCAGUCAAACGAAUGAAGAUUCAUGAUUUUUUUUUCUGGUUGUUUUAAUCCGUAAAAGUACGUUUAUCAUCAUUUUUUAGUUCAUAUCAACCUGUUACAAAGGAAAAAAUUGUCACUUAAAAAAAAUUCUGAUCUUUGGAAAUAGGAUAGUUCAAAUCAGUGAAAUGGAUUAAGCUUCAUGAUUGCCUUUUUUGGUUGUUUUAAUCCGUAAAAAUAUCUUUAUCAUCAAUUUUUAGUUCAUUUCAACCUGUUACAAAGAGAAAAAAAACUGUCAUUUCCUUUAAAUUUUUCUGAUCUUUGGAAAUACUAUAGGUUUUGAAGGAAAUGACUUCAGAUAUUUUUCCAUUUAGAUAUCGAAACGAACUGAAAAAUGAUGUGUGAAAAUAUUUAUUGUUUCCUAUCUUAUAAAUCAAAUGAGAACGAAGUUAGUUUUCCGCAUUAAUCAGAAACUCUAUCUUUCUUGCACAGGUGUUGACUGAAUUGGCAGAAGAGAUAGCAAGCUAUGGCGUAUCAUCCAGUUCAAGAAAGAUUAAAGGAAAAUACAUCCAAUCCCACCUUGUUUCCAGACUUCAAGGUAUGCUCAUGCUUUUAAUAGAAAAAUUAUUAGUCAAAUAAGAUGCUUAUUUAUUUUCUUUGCUGAAUUCUCUCUUUACUGAAACGUUUUGUAGCUCUCCAAGGAAAAAUUGAGAAACAGAGGAAGGAUGUUGAUGCCGUCAAGUUUAGGGAAAUCACCCUGUACUGGAUUGGCAUGGCAGAGGUAAUGGAUCAAUCCAUCAAUCUGCUGUUCUUUGAAUUUAUAUUUAUGUGGGUUUACUUACUUUAAUUGGAUGAUAUCUUAUAAUUAGGAGUGCCAAAUGAUUCUGCUCAACUGUUCCAAACCCGUCUCUCAAAGUCGAGUCUAGAGAGAGAAAAUAGACCCAUAUCUGGAAAGAAUCUACCCAUGGGAAACGGCCCAUUGACUCCCCUAUUUAUCAAUCCAUCAAUCUGCUGUUCUUUGAUUUUAUAAUUAUGUGGGUUCAAUUACUUUAAUUGGAUGAUAUCUUAUAAUUAGGAGCGCCAAAUGAUUCUGCCCAAGCUUUCCAAACCCGUCUCUCAAAGUCGAGUUUAGAGAGAGAAAAUAGACCCAAAUCCAGGAAGCAUCUUCACAUGGCAGAUGAUCCAUUAACUCCCGUAAUUAUCAGUCCAUCAAUCUAUUGUUCUUUGAGUUAAUAUUUAUGUCGGUUUAAUUUCUAUAACUGGAUGAUAUUUUAUUACUAGUAGUGCCAGAUGACUCUGCUCAAGUUUUCCAAACCCGUCUCUCAAAAUCAAGCCUAGAGAGAGAAAAUAGGCCCAAAUCCAGGAAGCAUCAAGCCAUGGCAAAUGGCCCAUUGACUCCCCUAUUUAUCAAUCCAUCAAUCUGUUUUUUUUUCGAGUUUUAUAUCUACGUGCUCAUGCAUUUAUGUGAGUUUAAUUACUAUAACUGGAUGAUAUUUUAUUACGAGUACCAAAUGAGUCUGCUCAAGUUUUCCAAACCCGUCUCUCAGUAUCAAGUCUAGAGAGAGAAAAUAGGCCCAUAUCCGGGAAGCAUGUACCCAUGGCAAAUGGCCCAUUGACUCCCCUAUUUAUAUCAAUCUGUCAGUGUGCUGUUCUUUGAGUUUAUAUCUACGUGUUCAUACAUUUAUGUGGGUUUAAUUACCUCAUCUGGAUGAUCCAAUAAAUGACUCUGCUCAGGUUUUCCAAACCCGUCUCUCAAAGUCAAGCCUAGAGAGAGAAAAUAGGCCCAUAUCCGGGAAGCAUCUACCCAAGUCAACGGCCAAUUGACUCCCCUAUUUAUCAUAUUUUUUUUCCAAUAGUGGCCUCAAUUUUAGAUACUAAAGAUGUCAUGUUUCCAUGUUUGUCAUAUUUUUUUUCAAAUAUUUUGCAUGAAUCUAAGUUGCCAGAGAUAAUCAUGGCUUUGCGUUUUCCGUUUGCCAGAGUGUGCAGGUGAUGGGGUCAUUCGACGGAUGGAGCCAAGGAGAAGACAUGUCUCAGGAAUUCACCGGUGCCUACGUCAAGUUCUCUGCCAGUAUGAAGCUCAGACCUGGCCGGUAAGUCUCUCUCUCUCUCUCUCUCUUCCUUCUCUCUUUUCUCUCUCUUCUCUCUCUCUUCUCUCUCUCUCUCUCUAGAUAUAUAUCUGUCUGUCUGUCUAUCUAUAUAUUUAUCAAGCUAGCUAUCUCUGAUCGCAUGUAUGAAGCUCAAACCUGGCCGAUAAGUCUCUCUCUCUCUCUCUUCUCUCUCUUCUCUCUCACUCUAGAUAUCUAUCUAUCUGUCUCUCUGUCUCUAGAUAUCUAUCUCUCUCUCUCUCUCUCUCUCUCUCUCUCUCGCAUCUCUCUCACUCUAGAUAUCUAUUUGUCUGUCUCUCUCUAGAUAUCUAUCUCUCUCUCUUGCUUCUCUCACACUCUAGAUAUCUAUCUAUCUGUCUCUCUCUCUCUCUCUUUCUCUCCUCUCUGUCUGUCUCUCUCUCUCUCUUCUCUCGCUCUCUAGAUAUCUAUCUAUCUGUCUCUCUCUCUCUCUCUCCUCGCUCAGUCUAGAUAUCUCUGUCUUACAUCUCUUCUCUCUAGAUAUCCAUCUAUCCGUCUCUCUCUCUUCUCUCUCUCUCCAGAUAUCUAUCUAUCUUUCUACCUGUCUCUCUCUCUCUUCUCUCCAGAUAUCUAUCUAUCUUUCUACCUGUCUCUCUCUUUCUUCUCUCUCUCUCUCCAGAUAUCUAUCUAUUCAUCUGUCUCUCGCUUUCUCUCUCUGUCUCUCUCUCUCGCUCUCUAGAUAUCUCUCUGUCUCUCUCUCUCUCUCUCUAUAUAUGUCUAUCUAUCUGGUUAUCUAUCUAUGAUCGCAGGUAUGAGGUGAAAUUUCUAGUCGAUGGGCAGUGGCAGCUGUCACCGGAGCUCCCAACCAUCGGAGAAGGCGAGCUGAAGAACAACCUCUUGAUCGUGGAGUAG